AUAAAAUACACACUUCCUCCUCAUGUUAACCUACACACACUAAAAAAAACACAACCAUUACAUUCCAAGUUCACCUAUAGCACCUAGUUAGAAAAUGGCCUCCCUCACGAAAGCAAUGUGCGUGGUGUUCAUCGCCGCCGUGUUGGUGGCGGCGGUUGCUCCGGCAGCUGAGGCGGCAGUAGGGUGUGGCACGGUGAUCUCAUAUUUGGCUCCAUGCCUUCCCUAUGUGAGUAACCGAGGUCCGUUGGGGAAUUGCUGCGGUGGUGUUCAGGGGCUUUACGGGGCGGCUAGGUCCACCGCAGACCGCCAGGCCAUAUGCGUUUGCCUGAAAUCUCUCAUCGGAUCUUACUCCGGCAUCAACACCGGCAAGGCAGCUGGACUCCCUAAGCAAUGUGGUCUCAACAUUCCCUACAAGAUUAGCCCUUCCACCAACUGCGCUACGGUGAGGUGAACUUAGUUCGUUCCGAGGAAAGUAUGUAGUGAGCUUUUACGGAGGCUACGUUUGUUUCGUAUUAUUUAUAAUUACAAUAAUAAUGUAUGAGUUAAUUAAAUAAAAAGAGUUGCGAUAUAUGUGGGACGCUGUGGAUUGGUUUUACUUUUACUUUUAACAUUAAUCCAAGUUUUCCUUGCUAUCAUUGUAAUUUUCUAGUCAAUUAAAAUCUGUCACUGUCAAUGUAUCUGUAAUGAAAUUAAUUUCCAGAUUAAUUUAUUAAGUGUGUUUAGAUUAA
Messenger RNA from Erythranthe guttata (spotted monkey flower), 728 nucleotides. Its product is annotated as non-specific lipid-transfer protein 2. Gene Ontology annotation, molecular function: lipid binding. Gene Ontology annotation, biological process: lipid transport. The record is from RefSeq and is a predicted model, not a curated record. Lineage: Eukaryota; Viridiplantae; Streptophyta; Magnoliopsida; Lamiales; Phrymaceae.